AUGUACCGCAAUGAAACUCUCCAGUUGGAAGGGGAUUCAAUAUGGGGUCGGAUAACACUGCUUCUCAGUUCCCUGAUAGGUCGGCCGUGUACCGGUUCGGAACGUGCCCAAUUUUACGAGGAUAUACUGCUGAAGUCGCUUGAAAAACAAGAAAAGGAAAUUACUCUUCAAUCUAUGAUCGAUAAAGCGGUGGUUUUUCUUAACAACGAAGAUAAUGGAUAUCGGGCCAAAAAAUUAGUUUCAUUCAUAGGUAAGCUUCGUGAGGUAACCGAUUCAAGCGAGGAGAUAAUGCGUUUUCUGCUACUUUUGUCAAGGAUUGGUGAUAAUUAUAUCGAUAAAAGCCAAACCGAAACUUCGGCUCGUUGUUUCGGAGCUGAAAUACUCAAUAUCUGGAAACAAACCAUCUUGGAAAACCAUGCUGUUUUCUCGAGAAGGCCCUUUACUGAUCGCACAAACCUAUCACGUAUAGAUUCGAAGUAUCAGUCACGUCACGAAGAUAGCAAGGAGAGCAAGGAGGUCGUGGUUCAACAUCAACCAUGUUGUAGUGGCGAAAAAACAGUAAAAAUCGAUAUAAAUCUUUCGAAAAGCACUGGAAGUUAUGAAAAGAUUCGGCGUACCAUCGUUGAUGAAAGAGGACGUGUACAUCCGCGAGCAUGUGAUCCAGAAUUGCGCAGCUUAUGUAAAUUAAGAAUUGGGGAUGUGUUUUACAUAAUUUCGUGGCAUGAAUGUCUCAGAUGUUUAGCACAUGUAUUAAUGGGUGAAGAAUCAAUUUUGUUUCGCAGAAAUGCUGAUGGCUUUUUCAGCAUUUCUAAAAAAAAUAAGUUAUUUUUGGAAUUGGAAGAUGUCAAUUUGUUGCCACGACUAGCACUACCAUUUCUGGAGUUUGCUAACAGGUUAUUUUCUUUGGAACGAUUCCUUCGUUGUUCCGAUUUUGUUGAAAACUCUUCUACGUUGGGUUGUAAAAUUCGGGAAAAUACAACAAGAGCGUUAUUGAGUAUGAAGUUAUGUGCCUCGGAACAAUUGUGGAAAUUCCGGGAUGAAGUAAGACACUAUGUCGAUGACAAAGAGGAAUGUGAUAGCGAAAAUAUUAGAAAGUUAUUGCGAGAACUUCUUGAUAUGUGCAGCUUUUUCAACCACUUUGUCGAUGUAGUUUUCCAUGUACAAACUACUGGUGCGCAGAAUGCAAAUACAUUGUUAGAUAUUUUUUAUGCCGUAAAAAUUACAAAAGGACGAAUAGUACCAGCUGUUAGAGAAUUUUGUGAUGAUAUUCUUGUCGCGCUUCUUCGGCAUUAUGCUGAAUGUAUCCUAUUUUGGCUCAUGAAAGGCGAAGCAGAUCCAUGCGAUGGUGUUUUUUCUUUUUCGGAAACAGAUACUGAAAUACUGCAAUGGACAGUUUCUGGAGAAAAAAAAUCUAUUGGUCUAGAAGCGUCAAUGCUCAUCACUAAAAAUUUUAUCGACGUAUGGCUAUCUGAGGGAAAAUUCCGAAAAUUAAUGUUGGCUUGGUCAAAUUUGGAACAAUUGGAUUCUGAGAAGUCGAGCUGUGUCACCGUUAAUAAAUUAAUAAAUGAACUCUCAGAAGAAGAGAUUCGGAAAGCAUUAAGCUCAGAUUUGUUGAAUACUAUAGGAUCACUUUUGGACUUCUACUUCCAAAAAGUUUACCUUUCGCAGCAUGCCAUAUCUACACGGUGUUGUAUAAUCGAUAAUUUCAAACAAACUGCUCAGCUUCUUCGAGAUGUCUAUUUAUGUGACGAUGAAUAUAUAACAGAAAUUUUCGUGAGCGUUUUGUUAAACGAAGAAAAUGCUUCAAAUUUGGAUUCCAAAUCCGUAAAUUAUCAGAAUUUCUGGCUAGAUGAAGUAAUAGAUUAUCUUAUAACCAAGAAUUAUUCUUCGAUUCUUGUACAUGGAUUUUCACAAUUAACCAGUUCAUUCGAUGAAGAAGAUGAUCUGAAAGUACGUUACAAACCGCCUUUUCCGUUAAAUAUCAUUUUUACCCCUUCAGUUUUAAUUAAUUAUGAGCGUAUUUGGAAUUUAUUACUGAGAAUUACAGUGGAAUGUGCAGCUUUGGAGAAAAUGAUGGUCCAGAAAGCUUGUACUUACAGUACUGCUAUGAUGCAAAUGCGAAUGUGGAAUUUCGUUCGAGCAAUGCGUUAUUUUUUCCAUGAACAGAUAAGACGUACGAUUGUGGACGAGUAUCAGAAAGAUUUGGAUACGAUAAGGACAAUUGAAGAAGCUUUCGAACUGCACAGGCGAUUUGUGAAAAAAUUGUAUCGGCAUUGUCUUUUGGGUUGGAAGCAUGUGAAGUUAUGGAAUGUAUUGGAUGAAUGUUUGGUAUUGAUUACCAAAUUUCGUCGCUGCAGCGCAGAAUCAUUUAAUAUGCUGCGACUGUUUAAAGUUUUCAAUGACUUUCACAGCAAUGUAGAUUUAUUUUGUAAUGCGGUGAAAAGAACAUCAGUUGGAGCUAAUUACUGGCUUUCCGAUUUAUUGCUGUUGGCCGAUUUUUCCGGCAUUUACACUGAUCUCCAUGAUAAUAGCUCGUUGAAUCCAAAUUUGACAGCAUUAAGUCUUUGA
Molecule: messenger RNA, 2568 nt
Organism: Cercopithifilaria johnstoni
Lineage: Eukaryota; Metazoa; Nematoda; Chromadorea; Rhabditida; Onchocercidae
Source: the annotation of a GenBank genome assembly